Diaporthe batatas is the source of this 4559-nucleotide messenger RNA. RefSeq names its product cohesin subunit SMC1. NCBI's taxonomy places the organism in Eukaryota, Fungi, Ascomycota, Sordariomycetes, Diaporthales, Diaporthaceae. Gene Ontology annotation, biological process: sister chromatid cohesion. The record is from RefSeq and is a predicted model, not a curated record. Gene Ontology annotation, cellular component: cohesin complex; nucleus; chromosome. The transcript is spliced from 5 exons. The coding region runs from base 520 to 4293 and encodes 1257 amino acids. Gene Ontology annotation, molecular function: DNA binding; ATP binding; protein binding.
AGACAGCCUAGUUCCUCAAGUUGGUGGACUAGACUGGACUCCCCCGUUUUGACCCCCAGGGUUGUGCACCCACCAAGUCCAGGAAUCCACAUGCCUCUUGCCUCCCCAUCCGUGAUCUCCAACCCCAGUGCGUGGACCCCUGCCACGGGCAAGAACACCGGCUUGGCCGUCCUACUUGCACUAUUCAAACCACCUGAUUCGAUCGCGUUGGACAACCCCUCCGAAAAUAGCGUCGCGUUUCCUCCCACACUUCCCGCCAGCGCCUCCAUUCCCAUCUUGCGACUCUCCCGGUUCAAGCUGCACGCAUUGCAGCAGUCUGCCACCGGAGACGCACACUUGCUAACCACACAGAACCACUGUCAAUCCUCCUCACCUCCUCACCCUGGAGUCUCGGCGCGAGAUCAACACUCCCGGUCGACGCGACUCUGACUCCCGCCACGGGACUGCGGCGCCCUCGACCUUUUGCGCCACCACACACGACACCCCCCGACGCGUCGCAAUACCAUCUCAGCAUCCACCAUGGGGAAAUUAAUCCGUCUCGAGCUUUUCAAUUUCAAGUCCUACAAGGGACACCACACCCUUCUCUUCGGGGACUCUUACUUCACAUCCAUCAUCGGCCCCAAUGGCUCCGGGAAAUCCAACUCCAUGGACGCGAUUUCGUUCGUCCUCGGAAUCAAAUCCUCCCAGCUCCGCUCCUCCCACCUGAAAGAGCUCGUUUACCGCGGCCGGGUCAUGAAGACAAGCAAGAUCAAUGACGACGGAUCAGUUCUCGAGCCAGCCACCAACGGGACAACCAAUGGACACGCCAACGAGGACGAGGAUACAUCCCAGAGAGGCUCUCGAAACGACCCGAAGACGGCGUGGGUGAUGGCUGUUUAUGAGGACGAUGCGGGCGACGAGCAGAAGUGGAAGCGCACCAUCUCGCCCCAGGGAAGUAGCACAUAUCACAUCAAUGACCGCAGUGUUACAGCGCAGCAGUACAACGAGGCUUUGGAGUCCGAAAAUAUCCUCAUCAAGGCACGCAACUUCCUAGUCUUCCAGGGAGACGUCGAGGCGAUCGCGUCGCAGUCCGCCCAAGACCUGACACGCCUGAUCGAGCAAAUCUCGGGUAGCUUGGAGUACAAGUCGGAAUAUGAUAGGCUCCAGUCCGAGGCGGAGGCUGCAGCAGAAAACCAGAACUUCCAGCUCCACAGGCGGAGGGGCAUCAACUCUGAGAUCAAGCAGUACCAGGAGCAGAAGAAGGAGGCCGAGAGUUUCCAGAAGAAGACCGAGGAGCGAGACGAAGCCAUCGUGACCCACAUUCUCUGGAAGCUCUACAACUUCCAGAAGGUCAUGGAUGAGUCUAGCGCACAAAUACAGGAGCACCAACAGAACCUGAUUGAAUUCCGCCGCAACGUCGAGGCUUUCGAAAAGAAACUUGAGGUUGCCCGCAAGGAAUACUCGACGGUGGGAAGGGAGGUGAGCAAGAUCGAGCGCAACAUCCGUGAGAAAGAGAGGGAAAUUGAAGAGAGGGAGAACGGCCUGGUCCCGAUCAACGAGAAGGUGGCCCAGAGCACCAACGACAUUGAGAAGUUGAAGAGGCGUGCCGAAGCCGUAAGCAAGGAGCGAGACGACCAAGCCAGAGCUAUUCAAAAGGCCAAAAAGGACCUGGCAACCGUCGAGAAGGCCCAGCACGAGUUCGAGAGGCAGUGGCAGGAGACCAUCAAGAAGCAAGGCAAGCAACUCACGGAUGCAGACCGCCGGGAAUACAACUCGCUGCGGACCACGACCAGGCUACAGUCAUCACAGAACCAGGCUCAGCUUGACAGUCUCAUCCGCCAAUUGAAGGGUGACGAAGUCACGGUCAACAGCCUGAAAGGCAAAGUCGACACCUUCCAGGCCACAGUCGAAAAGCUCAACGGCGAGCUCGAGACCAUCCGAGAGCGCAAGGGAAACACACAGGAGCUCGUACGACAGAUCUCGUCUGAACUGGAGGAAAACAAGAAGGAGCACAACAACUUGGUCUCCGAAAGAGUGAGGAUCAACAACUCCAAGACCGAGCUGGACGAAAAGAUGCACGACCUCGGAAGGAAGAUCGAAGAGGCCGAAGGCGGCAAAGCAGAGAGCGACCGGGAGAAGAGGACCAAAGAGAUGGUGCAGAGCCUCAAGCGCAUGAACUCGGGCGUGCGUGGGAGGAUUGGCGAUCUCUGCAAGCCCAAGCAGAAGAAGUUUGACGAGGCCGUCAUCACUGCGCUUGGUCGCGACUUCGAUUCUGUUGUAGUCGACACUGAAAAGGUUGGUCUCGACUGUGUCGAGUAUCUCAAACAGCAGCGCUACCCUCCCAUGACCUUCAUCCCCCUGGACAACAUCAAGACAAAUGCGCCAAACUCGGCUGUUAAAGGCAUACCGGGAGCGCGACUCACGAUUGAGACGAUUGAUUUCGACCAGUCUCUUGAACGUGCCAUGACUUACGCCUGUGGAAGCUCCAUCGUAUGCGACACCCUGGACAUAGCAAAGGAGGUCUGCUACAAGAGACGAAUCCCUGUGAAAGCCGUGACCUUGGAAGGCUAUGUCAUACACAAGGCGGGUCUGAUGACCGGUGGUCGCUUGCCAGAACGCAAGGGUAGCAAGCGCCAAUUCCAAGAACAGGACGUCCAGAACCUGCGAAAGCAACUCGAAAAGUACCGUGAGACAUAUUUCUCACUGCCGCGGCCGGACAGGACCAAGGAGGAGACCCUAAGGCAGAGCCUGGCCAGCCUGGAGCAGCGGCUCAAGGCAGCUCGUGGUGAGCUGCAGGCCUUUGAGAGGAACGAGGCAGACAAGAAGAAGGAACUGCGACACGAGGAGAAACAACUCGAUGAGUGGGAACCAAAGUACGAGGAGAAGAACGGUGAACUCGAAGCCACGCGCACGGCAGUCGCAAAGUUCGAGAGCGCCAUCGCAACAGUGCAAGAUAAGAUCUUCGCCGACUUCUGCAAGAGACUCGGUUACCCAGACAUCCGCACAUACGAGGCACUGCAAGGCAGCCUGGAACAUGAAGCGUCUAAGAAGCGAAACGGGUUCGAGUUGCAGAAGCAGAAGCUCAAGAGCAUGCUGACAUUGGAGUCGUCUCGGCACGACGAGACCCAACGACGUCUGCAGCAGAUCAGCUCGAGUCUCGAGCGGCUGGAGGCCGAUAUUGAGGCGUAUGAACAAGAAAAGACAGCCAUCGAGGAGACAUUGAGCGCGCACCAAGACGAACUGGGAGCGCUCAAGGAGACCCUCGAGGAGGUGAAAGAGAAGCAAGGCAGGAAGGCUGACAAGGUGAACGAGGCCAAACAGGAAGUACAGAAGAGGAGCAGGGAUAUCGAGGCGCGGCUCAAGGCAAUAAGCGCCCUGGAGGCAGAGAUCCAGAAGAACAGCUCCAGCAAGUUCGCCCUCCUCAGGCGCUGCAAGCUGGAGCAAGUGCAAAUACCUCUGGCAGAAGGCUCCCUCGAUGACCUGCCAAACGAGGAUCAGCUGCUGCGCCAAGAUCCGGAUUCGAUGGACAUCGAUGAUGGUGAUGAAGCUGAGAUGGAAGCCGCGCUGGACGAUUAUGGCGUGGAGGUCGAUUUCGACAGCCUGGACGAUGAGCUCAAGAUAACGGACGAAGACGUGGAGGAGAAGCUUCAAGACAAGAUCAACUCUCUCACGGCCGAACUAGAAAAGCUCAACCCCAACAUGCGCGCCAUCGAGCGCCUGGAGAGCGUCGAGAACCGGCUGAAGGCGACCGAGCAGGACUUUGAGAACUCGCGCACCGCCCUCAGAGAGGCGCGCGACGCGUUCAACGCCGUAAAGGCGAAGCGGUUCGAGCUCUUCAACAAGGCCUUCGAGCACAUCAAGGAGCAGAUCGUGGUGGUGUACAAGGACCUCACGCGGUCGGAGGCGUUCCCGAUCGGCGGCCACGCGUACCUCGACAUCGAGGACGACACGGACACGCCGUACCUGUCGGGCAUAAAGUACCACGCCAUGCCGCCGCUGAAGCGCUUCCGGGACAUGGAGCACCUCUCCGGAGGCGAGAAGACCAUCGCGGCCCUGGCGCUGCUGUUCGCCGUCCACAGCUACCAGCCCAGCCCGUUCUUCGUGCUCGACGAGGUCGACGCCGCGCUCGACAACGCCAACGUGGAGAAGAUCAAGAAGUACAUCCGGGAGCACGCCGGCCCCGGCAUGCAGUUCAUCGUCAUCUCGCUCAAGACGGGUCUGUUCCAGGACAGCGAGAGCCUGAUCGGCGUCUACCGGGACCAGGAGGUCAACAGCUCCAAGACCCUGACCUUGGAUCUCCGAAAAUAUGCCUAAUUGGCAUGUUGUUGGGAAGAGGGUUCGCCAACGCAGCCAGGGACGCGGCCUGAGGCAGACAUGGGCUGGAGCUUUGGGUCGGAGUGGGGACGGGACAGCCCUAAUCAGCGUCAAGGGUUUUCGAGCGUGUUGUGUUCGGGUUCCCGGUAUUUGUAGGAUACGAACAUACUUACUUCUUAGAGGGCUGUGUGGUAGGGUCUGCACUCCUCACAUGGCUGGCUACAUAUGGGUUCGGCGAUUGAAUUCGAGCUCUGUUUGCUUUUGCA